UUUCCUCAUUAUUUCACAAGGAGCGAAUCGUGUUGAAGAAGCUCGAGCAAUGGCGGAAAAGCUAACCGAGGAGCAGAUCUCUGAGUUCAAGGAGGCCUUCAGCCUCUUCGACAAAGACGGCGAUGGAUGCAUUACCACCAAGGAAUUGGGUACUGUGAUGAGAUCCUUAGGUCAAAACCCUACUGAAGCUGAACUGCGGGAUAUGAUAGAUGAGGUUGAUGCUGAUCGAAAUGGGACAAUUGAUUUUUCAGAGUUCUUGAAUCUGAUGGCUCGAAAAAUGAAAGACACUGAUUCUGAGGAGGAACUCAGGGAGGCUUUCAAGGUUUUCGACAAGGACCAAAAUGGUUUCAUCUCUGCUGCAGAGGUAAAGUGA
Molecule: messenger RNA, 373 nt
Organism: Asparagus officinalis (garden asparagus)
Lineage: Eukaryota; Viridiplantae; Streptophyta; Magnoliopsida; Asparagales; Asparagaceae
Product: calmodulin-like
Exons: 3
Coding region: 50-373 (107 amino acids)
Cellular component (GO): myosin II complex
Molecular function (GO): calcium ion binding
Source: RefSeq, a predicted model, not a curated record